CACACGGCCGUCCGUUUUUUUUAAAAUUGCAAGUCUUACUGUCUUAGUAAUAUCGGAGUAACGCUUGUUCGGAUUUUUAGCCGAAGGUCCCACCCAUAUUUCAGUUAGUCCGGCUAAAUGGGAUAUUCCGAUCCGAUGCUCAAAUUUUCAAAUUCUCUUUUGAGAUCGCAGUGUUUCUCCUUUGACAUUUACUUCCAAGCGCAGUACGUACUUGCAAGUUUGGACAUAUCGCGAUAAAAUUUAUGAAAUUUCAAAUCUGCUAGUUUUGUGUGCCUUCACGGAGCCUCAGUCGUGUGACAGAAUACAAUCCUUUCUCGCGAGAAUUUGCAUUUGGAUUGGCAUCAGAAUCAUGUCGGCAAAUCCCUCAAGUUCCACACGGCGUCAGCGAUCCGGACUGGGGCUUGUCGGCAGCAUGAAGCGUACUCUGGACAGUGGAGAGUUCAGUGACGUGCAGUUCACAGUCGGACGAUGUUUCGGGCCAGUGAAGGCCUUCGAUGUGCACAAGCACGUACUGUGUCAACGUAGCCCCGUGUUCUAUACCAUGUUCUAUGGCAGUCUGCCUGAGAAACGCCAGGUGAUCGACAUUCCGGAUGUUCUUCCCGAUGCGUUUGCCAAUAUGCUCAGUUUCCUGUACACUGACACGGUCGAUCUGCGUGUGGACGUCGUCAUCCAGACACUGCUGUGCGCGGACAAGUACGAAGUGCCGCUGCUAGUGGACAAGUGCUGUGAAUUCGUUAGCACCCAGCUGAAUACGGAGAACUGUCUGAUUUUCCUGAAAAAUGGCGUUGAACGUCGUGCUGAAAAGAUUGCAGAGAGUUGUCUGCAGUUCAUCGACCGAUCCGCGGACGAUGUCAUCGCGUUGGGAGAUUUUGCGGCCGUUGGAAAGGAGAUGCUCGAGAUGAUUCUAUUGCGUAAUACACUGUCGGCCGAGGAACAUAAUAUGAGCGUGGACCUGAUGAAGGUUCACGCGUAGGAACAGAAUUGACGGAAUUCUGCCUACCAAAAAGACUAGCAAUGCUAUAAAUACGCCUACGCUACAGAAAGCGAGAAACGGCGUGAUUGCUAGAAAUUUAUAACCAGACUAAAUUCGAUAGAAUUUCCUCGUGGACAACUCCGCAUUGCUGACUGCAGCAAGCGAGGAAAAUGCGCACGUAGCCGCCACACAGUGCGGGUGCGCGCAGAACACCAUGCUUUCGCCACGCGUAAGGCGGGCGCGCAAUGAAUACACAACAGACUGCCAAAGCGAGGGUGUACGCAUGUACGCCUGCGCUCACAUGCCUCUGGGAGGGAGGCUGAGCUCCGUCGAAGCAAAUCCACAUCCAAUUCCUUGGGAUC
Paramacrobiotus metropolitanus is the source of this 1335-nucleotide messenger RNA. RefSeq names its product BTB/POZ domain-containing protein 6-like. The record is from RefSeq and is a predicted model, not a curated record. The transcript has 4 exons. Bases 350 to 973 code for a protein of 207 amino acids. Gene Ontology annotation, molecular function: protein binding. NCBI's taxonomy places the organism in Eukaryota, Metazoa, Tardigrada, Eutardigrada, Parachela, Macrobiotidae.